GCCCCAGUUUGAUUUCAGAAAAUGGUACCAAGUUAUGAAGAAAACUUUUGAAGAGAAAAGACGAAAAUGGGAAGAAGCAAGGGCCAGGUAUACUUGGAAAACCAAAAGGCCACUCUACCGUUCACACAUCGAUAAGUCAGUCGUAUAUAAGAGAAGAGAAAUGGUGGAGAAUCUUCAGAAACAAUUUAGUGCCCUGGUUGGUUCAUCACCCGUGGUUGAAAAGCAGGCCCCUUCAAGUUUUCAGUUCAACUGGACUGAAGAAGGCACUGAUAGCCCUUGUUUCCAUGGACAUAGCCUCCAGGGACUCCUGAUAACGAAAGGCCAGUCCUUGAAAACCAAGAACUCCCUGUAUUGGCUCAGUACCCAGAAGUUCUGCAAAAGCUAUUGUAAACAUGUGACAACUUACGAAGAAUCAAAUUUUUCUUUGAGUUACCAGUUUAUACUAAACAUCUUCUCCUUCUUACUGAGAAUAAAGACAUCUGCUCUCCAUGAAGAAGUGAGCUUACUUGAAAAGAAACUUUUUGAAAAAAAAUACAACGAAUCAAAAAAGAGCUCAAGAUCCAAGAAAGAAAGAAGACACUAAGAAGCCAGAGAGGGGCUUGCUUUGACAGGCACCCUUAGGACAAGGGCGUCUUAGUGCUGCAUUCCAGGGAAUUGUGUGAAGUCUACUGUUGAACAGUCAUACACCUUGGCAUGUGUCUUUAUAUGCAUUGGAAGAAAUGCUUUGAAUUACUUUCAUAAAUAUUUUUUCAGAAAAUUAAAAUAAGUAAUACAUAAGUAAAUGACACCUGGAAA
Molecule: messenger RNA, 795 nt
Organism: Mus pahari (shrew mouse)
Lineage: Eukaryota; Metazoa; Chordata; Mammalia; Rodentia; Muridae
Gene: Taf1b
Product: TATA-box binding protein associated factor, RNA polymerase I subunit B
Exons: 4
Coding region: 35-583 (182 amino acids)
Biological process (GO): nucleolar large rRNA transcription by RNA polymerase I; RNA polymerase I preinitiation complex assembly
Cellular component (GO): RNA polymerase I core factor complex; RNA polymerase transcription factor SL1 complex
Molecular function (GO): RNA polymerase I core promoter sequence-specific DNA binding
Source: RefSeq, a predicted model, not a curated record